AUGAUGAUGAUGACUGGCCGUGUGCUGCUGGUGUGUGCCCUCUGCAUGCUGUGGUGCGGUGCCUGCAGUGGUGGACGAGCUGAAACGACUUCUCCAGUUCCUUCGGGUUCUUCGCCCGACGAGAUCACUAAAAACGAGAAAGGGGCCAUCGGUGGCGCUGGAGGUGGCGUGAAAAACGGUAAACAGGAAGCACCACAAGCAUCACCAUCAAAAGCGUCAGGAUCACAGGGAGCGGCACCGGACCCGUCACAGACACCACCCGGAGGAGAAGCAUCAGGAACGCCAAGUGCAGACGCAGGAACGGACAACAAGGAUCAAGAAACUGAAGGUGAAAAGAAAGAUGACGAAGACGAAGAGGAGGAAGAAGUGGAAGAAGACGAAGAGUAUGAAGACGAAGAGAGAGAGGAAAAGGAAGAGGAUGGUACGAAAGGAACGGAGAAGACAAUGAAAGGAGCCGAUACCGGCACCGCAGAGGGGAUCUCAGCAGGCGGUCAAAAGCAGCCAAGUUUAUCUUCUGCUGCGGCAACAGCAUCGAAUAUAACAAACCCCAACAGCACCCAAACAACUGGAGACAGUGAUCCAGCAGCUGAUGCCGCAGGGACAGCAGAAGAAAAACAAAAUGAAAAUAAAGAUGCCAAUCCGAAAGAAACACCA
Messenger RNA from Trypanosoma cruzi, 654 nucleotides. Its product is annotated as mucin-associated surface protein (MASP), putative. The transcript has a single exon. The record is from RefSeq and is a predicted model, not a curated record. NCBI's taxonomy places the organism in Eukaryota, Euglenozoa, Kinetoplastea, Trypanosomatida, Trypanosomatidae. The annotation marks the transcript as partial.